GAGAUAUAUAUAUAUAUAGAUAGAUAGAUUAGAUAUAUAGAUAAUAUAGAAGACGGAAUAUUUGCCUGUUAACUUGUUGAAAAUUUAAGUGUUGAAAUAAUAAAGAAAAUGAAAAUGCAAGAAGAAGGCGGAAAGAGGAGAAAGUAUCCCUAAAGAACCACAAUCAUUUUCUGAGGACUAGUACAUUAACAUUGUACACAAAGGUAUCACCACGCCCCUUGGACCACACCCCGUUUACCCCCAAUUUCGAAAUCUGGCGCUCGCUCGACAGCUAGCGACAGGUGUAAGCAAGAGAUCCAGCCAAGCCAGCCGCGCGAAUUUGUUAUGCAAUCGCUUGUCGAUGUCAUUUUGAACACGUCGCAGGUGGCACUUUUCGAAAAUGUCUCGUCGUGGUGGGAGGCAGCCCUUCAAUCCCAGAGCUGGAUUUCAGAGAACCAAUAAUAAUAAGGAAGAUGAUGGAAAAGGUGUUUCGAAUGUCAUCCUCAAACAAGCACGCUCCAGUGGACAAUUGAAUUUAUCUAACCGUUCACUCACAACUGUUCCUCAGUCAGUAUGGAAUAUCAACAUAGACGUCCCCCCUGAAGCAAAGAACGUAGCAUUGGACAACCAGGAUGAGAGAUGGUGGGAUCAGACUGAAUUGGUGAAGCUCAUUCUCGCUUCAAACAAACUCGAAGAACUCGCAAAUGAUAUCCAACAGCUGCCUGCUCUUACUGUGCUAGAUGUUCACGACAAUAAGCUAACUUCUUUGCCAACCGCGAUUGGAGAACUCCGGAACUUGCAGAGAUUGAAUAUAAGCCACAACUGUUUAACAGAGCUUCCAUCACAGAUAUCCCAGCUCCAUGAUCUUCUUUUCCUUCAUGUUCAGCAUAAUAAGAUCAGUGUUCUCCAAGAUGGUCUAGGUGACCUUAACCACCUGGAAAACUUGGAUGUAUCUAAUAACCAGCUUAGAGAUCUGCCUGAAUCAAUCGGGAGCCUGCGUAAAUUGAAGAGUCUGAACACAUCCGAGAAUCAACUACUGCUGGUCCCAUCGACCAUUGGUAACCUAAAAGGAGUUCGGAUGCUAGAACUGAGCAGCAACAGACUGACUGCACUACCCGAGGAGAUGGGUUACAUGUCAUCGUUAGAGCAGCUCCAUAUAAAGUCCAACAAAAUUACAUCUCUACCUCCUUUCACCAAAUGCAAAGAUCUGAAGGAACUCCAUGCUGGUAAUAACAAUAUUUCAGAGCUGAGUGUUGGGCUGCUUCAGUCCCUAUCAUCUCUCAAUGUAUUAGAUCUGAGAGAUAACAAGAUAACCACCAUUCCCGAAGACAUGAUAAAGGUUACUACUCUCACCAGACUCAAUAUUGCCAACAAUAAUGUUUCAAGUCUACCUUAUAAGCUUGGUAAUCUAACAUCACUAAGAGCUAUGGUUCUAGACGGAAAUCCACUUCGUAGUAUCAGGAGAGAUAUUGUCAAUAGGGGCACAAUGGAGCUGAUGAAGUACUUGAGGAGUCGCAUAGAGGAGACUCCGGAGGAUACACCCGACAGCUCGUCAGCUUCCGAUCCAUCAAGUGUUAUAGGCCGGACAGAGGCAGUGGCUGGCAAGACCUUGGACUACAGUAAUAAGAAGUCGGGAACAAUACCAGUCUCUUUAUGGGAACCUGCCAAGGAAAGCGGAGUCACUGCCGUCAACUUCAGCAAGAACAUGCUUACACAAGUACCAGAAAAUUUGAUCUUACUUCAUAAAACUGUGGUGGAUGUGAAUCUGAGUGUUAACAAGAUACCAGCUCUUCCCGUUGAGAUGCAGAUGAUGGUUAACAUCACAAGACUUGAUCUAGGGAGCAACGGUCUAAGCACCAUCCCCUCCGAGCUUGAGACAAUGACCGGGAUGCGGGAGCUCGUCAUCUCCUACAACCGCUUCACAAAGAUUCCCGACGUUGUCUUCACCUGGUCCAAUCUUGAGAAUCUGUUGGCCAAUGGUAACCAGAUCGGAGAAAUAGACCUGACUGGUCUAAAACGCCUUACCAAGAUAUCUUCACUCGAUCUACAGAACAAUGACAUUGGGGAGGUUCCUCCUGAACUGGGAACAGUAACCAGUCUCAGGUCUCUUUUGCUUGCUGGUAACCGGUUUAGGAACCCACGGCCAGCCAUCCUCAACAAAGGAACCGUCGCUCUACUAGCUUACCUUCGAGACAGGAUCCCAACGUAACAAGCUCUCGCUCAGGGAUACACUGAUAUAAUAAAACAAAUAGUGCAUAUCAUUAAGGGCAUCAGUAAGAAUUAUACACACAAGGUGCAUUGGGAACAGUUCUAUCAUUUGGACUGUUACAAAGCUAAGAUGUGUUGGUUAAUAUUCUAAUGACCAAGCGAUAUGUGUAUUAUACCCCAACAAAAAGUUUAUUUGAAUCAAUAGAGAAAAAUCCAACAAGCAUAACACUGAAAAUUUCAUCAAAAUCGGAUGUGAAAUAAGAAAGUUAUGACAUUUUAAAGUUUCGCUUAAUUUCACAAAACAGUUAUGUGCACAUCCUGGCUGGUAUGCAAAUGAGACUAUGACGUCAUCCACGCACUAUUUCUUUUGUAUUUUAUUAUAUUAAAUAUUCUAAUUUUCUCCUCAUUGUCAAGUGAUACGAUUAAUUCCUCCCUAAACAUGUGGAAUUAGCAUUGUUUAAUACUAUAUGGUUCAGUCAAGUUGGUCCUUAUUGUCAAAUCUAUAAAAAAAUGAAAUAUUGUAUAAUUCAAACAAUAAAAAACAAAAGAAAUAGUGAGUGAUGGACAUCAUCGACUGACUCACCUACAUGUAGUUGUGCAUAUCACUGUUUUGUGAAAAAUAAGCGAAACUUUAAAAUGUCAUAACUUUCUUAUUUUACAUCCGAUUUUGAUGAAACUUUCAGCACUAUGCUAGUUAGAUUUUUCUCUAUUUAUUUAAGUCAGCAUUUUCCUGGGGUGGACUUGACCUUUAACCCUAAAAGGACUGGGCUAUUUGAGAUGUAUUGAGGACUGAUCUCAGCCGCUGUUUGCGUCAAAAUUUGGCUAUCAGGGAGUUUUUAAAGUUCAUCAGGGAAUUUUGUCUUCUUGAAAAGCUGGGAACCCCGAGAUUAAGGUCAUAGUUACACUGCCACCUACAAGUUUAAUUGCAAUUGCCUGCUGAUUAAAACAGAUUUUUUUAGGGGAAGGGGAUAGAGAUGGGUCAAAGUUCAGCAAAUUAAUGCUUUACUUUUCUCUGAUUCAAAUGGUUUUGUCCUAGAAUCACAACACUGAAUUAGAUUUAUUUAUAAUAAUAAUAAUAACGCAGUUCUUGUAUAGUGCAUAUCACAUUAUGUCAUAAUGUGAUAUGCGCAUGUAUUCACUAUGCAAUGAAAUAAAAAGAUGUAUGCUAAAAGAAUAAAUGAUUCAUGGCUAUUGUACUUGUUGAUAUAAUAGAUAAAUGUUACGAUAUCAUGAGACUCCUAUCAUUUACAUCAAGUCUGCAUGUUGUGUAUUCAUUGUGUAACAUUAGUACAUUAUUUUAUGAUGUAGUUUGUAUGAUUUAUACAUGUAAUCCUACUUAAAUCACUUUAUAUAAAACCCUAUUCUUUUAGUUUCAUUUAAAAUUGAUUUCUCACAUAUAAUGCAAAGCUUAUUGCUACAUUCCACGUCACAGCAAAUGGAUUUAAGAAUACUCUUCAUAUUCCUUGGUUAAAAUGAAUUCCAUUUCUUUCUUAUCCCUUUUCAUUUUGAUAUGUUAAAAUUUGUACCGUUUGUUUCAUUUCUGUCGGCUUUCGAGCAUGAUUGAAAAAUUGACCCAGCUUUCCGAAUUCCCUCUAUGAAAAAUCCUAAUGAGACUCCAAAAUGUUCUUUUGAACUUCUGUAUUCAUGCAUAUUGAUAUUUUCAUCAGUUAUUUGUGUCAGAAUAUGGGAUUCUGCAUACAAACAUAUGUGGUGUAAACUGUUAAAAUGCCUUUCUUAUUAACAUUAUUAUAAAUCAUCAUUAAGAUUGUAUGAUUGUGCCAUCCAUAAACAAUAUAUUGUAGAUAAGAAUGUAAAAUCAAAUAACUAUUCCUAUAAAUAUGUAAAAUGUAAUUAGGCACUAAAUUUUAUAUAAAUGUUUUAAUUUAUCAUGUAUAUACAUGCAUAUUUUGCAUAUAAUUCUUGAUUUGCAGUACUUCUCAAAAUGCUCGUGUACUGCUUCUAGGCUGUUCCAUUUAUUUACAUGCACAUCCAAAUCAGUUUAUAUUAUCUAUGCUUGGCGUGCAUGCAGUACAAUUCUUUUUUGCAAGUACUUUUUUAUAUGCUUGUGUGUGAAACAAAUAAAUUGCUCCUUAUAUGUAAAAAAAAAU
Messenger RNA from Lytechinus pictus (painted urchin), 4295 nucleotides. Its product is annotated as leucine-rich repeat-containing protein 40-like. Gene Ontology annotation, molecular function: protein binding. Bases 380 to 2188 code for a protein of 602 amino acids. Lineage: Eukaryota; Metazoa; Echinodermata; Echinoidea; Temnopleuroida; Toxopneustidae. The transcript has 13 exons. The record is from RefSeq and is a predicted model, not a curated record.